AUGGCACAUUUCGGGUUCAACACGACCGGCGACGAGAUCGUCGAAGCAUUCCAAGACCAAGUCAAAGACCGAACCUUCCUCAUUACUGGCUGCUCUGUGGACGGCAUUGGAGCAGAGACAGCGUAUUCCCUAGCGAAGGCCAGCCCUCGUCUACUGAUCCUGGCGGGUCGCAACAUAAGCAGCCUUCAACCAGUCAUUGACCGAGUCGAAGCGUCUGGCGUAAAGACAGUGUUCCUGCAGCUCGACCUCAGUAGUCAAGCUUCUAUCAAAUCGGCCGCGCAGUCCGUCCAAGACCUUGAUGUUCAGGUCGACGUCUUGAUCAACAAUGCUGGCAUCAUGGCAUGCCCAUAUGCCUUAUCAGUCGACAACGUCGAGACACAGUUCGCCACAAAUGCUGUCGGUCCUGCGUUGUUCACCUACCUCUUGCUCAAGGCCAAUCUCAUCAAGCAUCGCAUCGUCAGUGUCAGCAGCUCAGCCUCGGUGCGCAACGCCGAGUAUGUUCUCGCAGCGCUGGACGACCUCACCUACGGCAACGGCACAACUUACAGUCCGAUCGCUGCAUACAGCACUUCCAAAGCCGCACUCAACCUCUUCACGUCCGAGCUCUCCGCCAAAGUAAAAUCUCAUGGCAUAUCGGUCUUUGCUCUUAAUCCUGGCUCGAUCAAGUCACCUCUGCAGCGAUACAUCACCGAGGAGAUGCGCCAGGCGGCUUUUGCGGCAGCGAAAAAGGAAAAUGCAGAUUUCGUCCCGCCUGUGCGCAAGAGCCUGCAAGAAGGAUGCGCGACCCAGCUGCGUGCUGCGUUGGACCCGUCGUUGGAGGCACGGUCGGGCUCGUACUUGGAUGAUUGCCAGGUUGCCAACUAUCAGCUGCUCGAGGAUGCGAAACCCGCGGCAAGCAGGGUCUGGGGUCUGCUUGAGCAGAUGACCGGGACCACAUUCGAGCUGGACUAG
This is a messenger RNA of Cyphellophora attinorum, 951 nucleotides long. RefSeq names its product Short-chain dehydrogenase TIC 32, chloroplastic. The transcript has 2 exons. The coding region runs from base 1 to 951 and encodes 316 amino acids. The record is from RefSeq and is a predicted model, not a curated record. NCBI's taxonomy places the organism in Eukaryota, Fungi, Ascomycota, Eurotiomycetes, Chaetothyriales, Cyphellophoraceae.